Molecule: messenger RNA, 1677 nt
Organism: Anopheles nili
Lineage: Eukaryota; Metazoa; Arthropoda; Insecta; Diptera; Culicidae
Gene: SiaT
Product: beta-galactoside alpha-2,6-sialyltransferase 2
Exons: 5
Coding region: 205-1452 (415 amino acids)
Molecular function (GO): sialyltransferase activity
Source: RefSeq, a predicted model, not a curated record
ACUUGUUGACAGUGCAUUUGGGAGGUGGCUGGUGCGAAAGUUUGCAAGAUGUGUUGACGCGCGAGUUUGCAGUGUGUUUGCAUGUUGCGGAUGGGAUAAUCAGUAAGAUGAAUUGUGAACGGUAGAAAGAAAGGAGCCAGCUUCAGCACUGCCCAUCGAGUGCUCUUACACACGCGAUAUUUGAACACUCACGCCCACACGGAUAUGUUUCCAUUAUGCUCGUGUACAUUGGUUCCUGCUCGGUCUGCUUCCGUGCAAAAAUGCAUCCAUCUCGCCGUGUUGCUGCUUGCAAUUUUAGCCGUCCCAUCGCAUGCCGUUGAGAAACGAAGCGUGUUCUACGUGAAACAUAACUCGACGGAAAAGAGCCACAAAUCGGUCUCGUCCAGCGAUGAGAAACCAACGCUCUGGCUGAAGGACCACGACGCGCCUCGAGUUCGGCCACACUUCAGCCUAACCAAGACGUCCAACUUCCUGUUCGAUCUUAACCGAUACCGCUGCAAUGACAGUCCCUACAGCGUGGAUUGCAUCAACCGAACGACGUUGUUUCGGGCGAAGAUCAUCGGUGAGCUGCGUCGGCGACUAAAGGAACCAUUCCCGGAUGGAGACCACUACCAGGUACGAUACGGUCGUCCACUCGAGCCUAUCGUUAGCCCCAUCUGCCGAAUGCUGCGAGCAAACGUGCGCGUCCUUUCGUGGAAAGAGCCACCUUUCACGUGGAACGAGAUUGGCAGCUAUCUGCCGACUACGCCACUCUUCGGCGAUGUCACGAACGGAAGCUGUGUCAUCGUGGCCAGUGCUGGCUCCCUGAAACGGUCUCAGCUAGGGCCGUUUAUCGAUGGACACGACAUCGUGAUGCGGUUCAACCACGCUCCUACCGAGGGUUUCGAAGCUGAUGUUGGCUCUAAGACGACGAUUCGAGUAGUCAACUCACAGGUGGUCACGAAGCCUGACUUCCGGCUGCUGACAGCAACGCUGUUCCGGAACAUCACGAUCGCUGCCUGGGACCCGGGCAAGUUUGAGCAAACUCUCGCAGAAUGGCUCGCAAGUCCGGACUUCAACCUGUUCGAAAACUUCAAGAAGUUCCGCACGAAUCAUCCGCAGGCCAACUUCCACAUCAUAGACCCACGUAGCAUUUGGCGGGCGUGGACAGCUCUACAGGACCUAACGCAGAGCCCAAUCCGCAAGAACCCACCAACGUCCGGAUUCAUAGGUCUGGGCCUGCUGAUGCCGGUUUGUCGGUACAUCGACAUCGUGGAGUAUAUUCCAAGCACUCGCAUGAACGGACUGUGCCACUAUUACGACGACGAGCUCAACCUCGGCUGCACGUUCGGUGCGUGGCAUCCACUGGCGGCCGAAAAGCUGCUCGUCUUUCAGCUCAACUCCGCCGACGACUACAGCGUCUUUCAGCAGGGAACCGUGCGCAUCCGCACCGAUCAGCUCGAACGGUGUUAGGCGCGGCCACCACUUCCGGCACCUGUCCGACGCGAAAUGUCACCCGGCGGUCUGGCGGCAAUUAGUGGCGGUUUGCGAAUUAAUUACGCGCUUCAAAUCGACAGCUGAGGUCGCACGGGGCGCGUGCCAUAUCGGAGACCCUCGCCCUAAGCUCCAUUAGACAUUCCACCCGCGAGGAGGGCCCAGCGAGAUUAGAAAUAAAGAAACCAAGUCGGGGUGAAAAAC